UGUCCUGUGCUUAAAGUGAAAGAAAUAUAUGUUAGAAAUUUCAUGAAUGAUAAAGAAGAAAAGACUAAUUUCAAGACACUGCUGUUAAAAAAUCGUUUAGUUGGCGAGCUGCAGAAUCGUAUAAAUAUAUUUACCAAAACAAGUGCAGACAAGUGUAAUUAAAGUCGAACCUCGGUUUCUUUUUUCAACUUUUCGGUUCUUUUUUGGCAAGGAUAGAAAAAUUCGUUUAGAAAAAUUCUCAUGUUCGGUUAAAACCGGCCACAUUUAUUUUCUCCCGGAAAGGAGAUAAUUGCGUAUAUCUAAUUGAGUUAGGUAUACGCAACCUGAGGUUAAAUGAAAUUAACAUUCUUAUCUAUUAUUAACUGAAGUUAAUACCAUUAAAAGAAGCAUAUGUGGCAGGUUUUAACCGAACAUACGUGAGUUUUUCCAAGCGAAUUUUCCCAUCUUCGAGAAAAAACCCGAAGAAACCCGCGGAAAAUGGAAGAAACCGUUUUUCUUUAACUACAGGCUAAACGAAUUCAAUUCACCUCCGUGUGCAUCUAUAAUUUUUCACUUCACGUAUCAUGAAUACAUACCGUUUCUCGUAGCUGCAAAGGCAGGGAUGUGUGAAGGGAAGUAAAAACAAUAGGAGAGUGGACACUUGUAUACGACACAGGAAGAAAAUUCCGACCUUCGCCGGCCAGUCGCCGUUAUGUUCGCGCGCGAAGCCCUCGAGUUAGCGCGCACCGCUCUGAAGUUCGCGGCACAAUGAAUGGGUUCGCCGCGGAACGGCAUUGCGGCGUGCAUCUAACCUUACCUCGCAAGUACUGCGACCCAUCCCCGGGCACUGCGGCUAUCACCGGUCCGCGACACGUGCCGCGUGGCAUGACGAUAGGUAAAAGAUCGGUUUCAUCCUGCUGCACUUUGUUACACCUUUCGCACGGGGAAAAGAAGUCACAGGCCGACGUUUCCACGCUGUGCAUCGACGUGACGAAGGUGAAAUCGUUGAACGGAGAGCCGCGGAAAUCCGAGACGCGUAACAAUGCCGCGUACGACGCCGAAUCCGGUGGGUGGACUCCGCUGCUGGUACUGGCCGGUGCCACUUGUUGCCUGGGGUCAGCAUUACCAGCAGGAUUUAACAUAGGCGUCAUGAACAAUCCCGCCGAUCUGAUGAUGUCCUUCUGCAACCAGAGCAUCAGGGAGAGAUUCGGCACGGAAAUAUCCGUAUACCAGCUCAAGAUACUUUGGUCCUCUAUAAUAUCGGUGUUUCUCAUCGGAGGUGUGACCGGCUCUUUAGCGGCCAGCUGGUUGAGCGACAGGUUCGGGCGGAAGGGUGCGAUGGCUGCCGGAAAUGUCUGCGGAAUUUUGGGUGGCUUUUUAUUCUUCCUCUUGCCGAUCACAAACUCGGUCGAGCUUUUCCUGCUCGGCCGAAUCUUCGUAGUUUUAUGUUUUAAGCGGCAUCCGAUUGACGUAAGAACGCGGUUCACCACUGUAGGACUUUCCGGUGGCCUCGCUACCAGUCUGCUACCGAUGUACCUGACGGAGAUAGCUCCCCUGAAAUUACGAGGUGCUGUCGGGGUCCUGUGUCAAUUAGGCAUGACGUGCGGUGUACUGAUGGGCCAAAUCGCUGGGCUCGACAGCGUCCUGGGCACCCGCGACUCCUGGAACAUCAUGUUAGCAUCCUUCGCGCCGCUGUGUGCCGCUGCGCUGUUCUUGAUCUUCGCUCUGCCGGAAAGCCCGAAGUACCUGUACAUAAUCAAGGGCCAGCAUGGGAAAGCUCUCAAAGAACUCGGCCGCCUGCGCAACAUGGACGUAAUGCUUCUGCAAAACGAGGUCGCCGAUCUGCAGAAAGAGCUGCAGAAGAGGUCGACCAGCGAGAGCUGGAGCAUCAAGCGGGUGUUGAGCGAGCCGACCCUGAGACUGCCGCUGUUCCUGGUGUGUUUCAUGCAAUUUGGCCAGCAGCUCAGCGGCAUCAACGCCGUUUUCUAUUACUCGAACUCGAUACUCAGGACAGCUGGGUUCGACCACGACGAGGCGGAAUACGCGACUCUGGGUACGGGCGUCGCCAACAUUCUCAUGGCGAUCGUGUCCGUGCCGGUGAUGUCGUUCUUCAGUAGAAGGAAAGUGCUGAUGCUGAGCGGCGUCACGUCCGCGAUAUGCCUUAUCGUUCUGUGCAUCUCCAUCGCCUUGAUCGAAACGUCACCGUUCGUGGCGGGGAUUUGCAUCGCUGCGGUAUUAGCGUACGUCGUGUUCUACGGCAUCGGCCUCGGCCCGAUACCGUACUUCAUCGGCUCGGAACUGUUCGACGUGGGCCCUCGGCCAGCCGCUAUGUCCCUAGGCAGCAUGUUCAACUGGGGUGGAAACUUCAUCGUGGGGAUGUUGUUCCCAAUCAUAGCAGCUGAAAUCAACUCGUUCGCCUUCCUGAUAUUCGCCGGGUUCACGCUACUGCUGGUGGCGGUCAACAAGAUAUAUCUGCCCGAAACGCGGGGACGAAGCACCGCAGACAUCGCGGCGACCAUGACUCAAGGCUUCAAGUCGAGGCCGAACGCAAAUUAAACCCGGAACGCAGACCUGGUGUUUAUUACAGGGCAUAAUUCGAUUAAGCACCUUUUUAUACGACUUUUCAACGAGACGCAGGUUGUUGCGUUGAUGCGACUGGUAUUAUGUCUCUCGCGUAUUGCUCAUACAGCUUAUACCCCGCGAAUAAUUCGUGGUCGCGACGCGCUAACUUAUUUUAAGCAAUGACUUGCUCCGUUGAACAAAACGGACGAUGAUUUUCUACACUCGAGUAUUUUGUACAGAUUUUGUAUACUUCUCGAAUACCGGGGAAUAUCUAUAUUGUCGUCAGAUAGAGAGCGAUGACAUCGAUCUGACACCACGUAAGAAUGAGUAAGCGGCUGAGAUUUCUACGUUUAUAUCUCUCGACAUACGUCCAGUUUAAAAUUUUCUAUAUAUAUAUAUAUAUACA
Dinoponera quadriceps is the source of this 2947-nucleotide messenger RNA. Its product is annotated as solute carrier family 2, facilitated glucose transporter member 3-like. The record is from RefSeq and is a predicted model, not a curated record. Gene Ontology annotation, molecular function: hexose transmembrane transporter activity. Gene Ontology annotation, cellular component: membrane. The transcript is spliced from 8 exons. Lineage: Eukaryota; Metazoa; Arthropoda; Insecta; Hymenoptera; Formicidae. Gene Ontology annotation, biological process: monosaccharide transmembrane transport. Bases 748 to 2535 code for a protein of 595 amino acids.